AGAGAGUUGGACAGAGUCUGUCACAGAGUCCAUCACAGCCAUGGACAAAACAGACUUAAGUAGUGUUAUUCUGAUGAAAAUUCAAACAAUGGAGCCUUAACUGACCGUCUGGAUUUUCCGUCUAACUCCUUUUUGGAUUAUUUAUUUAUCUUCUAUUUAUGCUAAAAACCACACUAUGCACACCCGAGGCAAGUCCCGCAGCUGUGAGAACUACCUGAGCAUAAAGGACUCAGAAUCGUUGGACAGUUGUAUCCAGCACACCCUGUCGGCUCUGUACGCUCCUUUUGGGGCUACAGCGGCCACUGUGCUGUGGCAGCUCUUCAGUGUGGUAGAGAGGCAGUACAGGGGAGACGGUCUGCGCUGCUUUCUGGACUUUCUACUGCCUGCACAGAGGAUACUUAGCAUCAUCCAGAGAGAAACCUGUCUGCGCUUCAAAGGCCUGGUGCUGUACCACGAGGGCUGGCCGCUGUGCAUCCACGAGAAAGUGGUCCUUCAGCUCGCUCCUUUGCACAAAGUGCGGCUGAGGCAGGGCGACUUCUACCUGCAGGUUGUUCCGUUGGGCCGCAAGGCGGCCAAGCUGGUGAUAAAAUGCUUGUCGGGGAGUGGGCAGGCGCUGGCCGAGAUAACCGUCCCCGAGAGCAUGUACGGCAGCAUUUUUACCGCUGACUUCCUGCAGCAUGUGACCCGUGAGCGCAACCUUCAGCCUCUCCACAACUGCUUGCUGAGCGCCGGAACGGCCGUCUACCGCACCCCCUGGAGGAACGUGGUCAACCCUUUGUGUGUGAGCAGCGCCGCCAUGUUGGGCACCACCCUGAGGGGGCAGCUGGGCUCCCCCUGCAGCACCCAUGGCUCCACCGGGACACUGGACAGCCGCCGCAGCUCCAGAGACUCCCUGGGCUCUGAAUCCACAGCGUCCGAACCACUGCUGGGCCACAGCCCCGAAGACAUACUGACUACACGCCAGCCGAACCCCUCUCACAGGGCUGGGACACCAAACCUGGAGGAGGGUGAGGGGCGAGGAGGAAUCAGCUCCAGUUUAUUGCCCAGGCCUAGCUCCUCCAGGUCACUCUCCUUCAGCACGGACCUCAGUAACCCCAGCCCACGCAGACGCCACCCCAGAGACUCGGCCGCCUUUGAGACACGCCGACUCUUUCGGAAAUCAUACAUGGAGGCCUUGCAGAACCCCAUGAAUUUGGGCUCCAGCUCAGAAUCCAUCCUGGAUGAGACAGGCCGUCCAUCGUCUGCCCAGCGGGAGUCCCUGCCCCGCCGGAUCUGCGCCCGCGGUUGGUUGGGAGGGGACGAGCCUCACUCCGGAUCUGGAUCCCCUCUCCUUUGCUCCACUACACAGAACAGCCAUUCUGAGAGGCGCUCCAAAUCUUUGGAACGGACUAGCAAAGCCUCUCAGGUUAAAGGUCACCGGGCGCGGUCUUCCUCAGGUGGCUCCGGUGGGGUUUCUCCAAAGAAAUUGAUGAACGGCUAUGCACUGCGCUUUGGCAGGAUUGACCUGGAGGUGGCGUUUUCCGGCACAGAUAGACGCACCUGCAAAGCAGACUCAGGGCUUGCUGACCCUCCAGCUGUGUCUGAGAGCAGGAUUAGCAUCAGUGGAGGUGAAGAUUUCCCCUCCUCUGUCUCCUCCCGUUCCUCCCUCUCCGCAUCUCAUGCAGCGCCCCCUGCUGCCUGUGGCCUGACACUGCCCUCACUCAUCUCACAGGUCAACCUGGAGCUGCUGACCUCCGCAGCAGUCACUCUACCUGGUAACUGUGACCGCAGCGGUCAUUGUGUGCUCCAGGUGUGUAUGAGAAAGCAGAUGUGGAUGGACGAGAGCUUUACCUGCAGAGAGCUCACCUGCCUGCUGGGCUACUACUGCUCCACACUACGAAAAGACAAGAGAGACGUGGGGUUGACCGUCCUAGUGGACGCUCGGAGGCAGCAGGCCAGUCCUGUGCUUUUCUCAGCGCUGUCUCAGCUUCAGGCUUCUCUCCCGAAUGCACUUUACUCUGUUUUGAUACUCUCCGACAAAGAGGCGUCCGUCAAACUCGAGAGAGAUUUCUCAGUUCCAUGUGAAGUCUUGACCUCACUGAAAGCUCUGCUAAAGCACAUCGACUCCUCUCAGCUCACAAAAGAGCAAGACGGCACUUUUCCAUAUGACCACAACCACUACAUCCAGUUCAGACAGAAAAUGGAGCAGUUCUCCAGUAGCUGCAGCACUGCCAUCUCGUCCCUCCAACGCUCCAUCGAUGUCCUGAGCAGCAGCGGCAGUCUGGAGACAGCCAAGGAGGUGUCUGAGGUGAUUAGUCAACAGAGGAACCUGAUGAGGAGUGUGUUGGAGGACACACACCUGAACCACCUCAGAAUGGAGGGGGGCACCUUCCUUGCACGGGUCAGAAAAGAGGAAACAUGUGAAAUCGACAGCUACAGGGAUGCUGUGGACAUGGCCUGUUCACUCUACAAUCAGAUGGACGAGGAGGUCCAUAAACUCGUUAUUCUGUCAAACAAAUCCCUCCAGCAGUUGGAGACCCUUCUGGAGCUCCGCACCUUCCAGGAGGAGAGUGAACAGAUGAAGCACUGGUUCAGUGUGGAGGCAGAGAAGAACCUGGCUCCUCUGGACUCUCUCAACUUCACCCUCAACUCCCUGCAGGAAAUGAGGCGAAGCCUGGAUCAGUUCAGCGAGGAGGCAGUGCAGGUCCGGCAGAAGCAGGCCACAGCGCUGAUGAGGGAGUCCAGACAUGUGUCCAACUCGACUUUACUAGAGUUAAAACAACACAUCAGCUCCAUUCUCCAGCGCACGGACACACGCCGGUCUGAGCUGGACAUCCUGCUCAAGCUCUACGAGUUCUACGAAUCGGCUGACCAGUGGAUGGCGCACUGCAACGAUUAUUUCCAGCAGCUGAGCGUGAAGGACAGCGGGGUUAGCUACUCUCCAGGUGUCCUGCAGGUUUUACAGGACUACCACAGCGAGGCCAGUAAAUUUUCCCUGGAGAACUUCAGCUCCCUGAAUGAGACGGUGUCCACACUAGGCAGCACGCGUGAGCUGCAGCGCUGGAACCUUGUCUGGACCGAGUGCCAGCAGACCAGGAGAAGACUGGAAGAGGCGCUGACCAGAGCCACAGAGACACCUGAAAAACUGCAAGAGCCUGACACCGGCACACCAGACCGCAACUCCUCUGACCUCUCGGAGCCUGGGUCCAGCGUCCACCCACCAGCUGAGAGGCUCAGGAAAACGUCCCUGGACUGCGGAGAGAGCAGCAGCCCCCUGCCAGAAACCCCACCACCUCAGGGGUCCAGACUGUUUGAUUUUGAGGAAAAGAAGCCUCACUCGGCGGGCCCUUUCUCCAAGAGCCACUCUCUUUUCCCCUUCUCUCCGUUUCCAUUCCCUCCAGACAGCGGGAAGCUCUCUCCGUCGCUCUUCGAUGACACAGACAGCGACUGCACCGUGGAUUCUUCGUACUCUUGUCGCUCAGAGCCGGUGUACAAAAGCCACCGCAAGCCUCCACUGAAGAAGAUCAUGAAGAAGACAGUGAGCCAUGAGCUGGGGCUGCGGGAGCACCACGGAUACACAGGGGUGUACAUUAGAGGCCUGGAGGUCAGCAAUAACAUGUGCAUGGAGAAGAAGCUGCACAGGCCGGAGGUGAAGAGUCCACCACUGAUCCGCAGCCACAGCCUUUCGUCCCCAUCCAGAACUCUCUGCAGACUCAGUGAAGGAGAAACCAAGAGACAGAGCAGUAAAAUACAGCACAUUAUGGAUGAGAUGAUUUCCACAGAGAGGGAAUAUGUGCGUUCCCUUUCAUACAUCAUCGAGCAUUAUUUCCCCGAGAUGGAGAGGCUGGACCUGCCGCAGGACUUGAGGGGCAAACGCAGCAUCAUCUUCGGGAACUUGGAGAAGCUGUGCGACUUCCACAGCCAGUACUUCCUCAAAGAUCUGGAGCGAUGUGCACAUACUCCUCUGUCCGUCAGCAGCUGCUUCCUGCGACAUGAGGAGCAGUUUGGCAUGUAUGCUCUGUACAGCAAAAACAAACCUCGCUCAGAUGCUCUGCUGACCAGCCAUGGAAACAGCUUCUUCAAGAACAAACAGGUGGAGCUGGAGGAUAAGAUGGACCUGGCCUCCUACCUGCUGAAGCCCAUCCAGAGGAUGAGUAAAUAUGCCCUGCUGCUGAAGGACCUGAUAAAGGAGUGCAGUCAGUCUCAGGAGCAGGAGCUCACUGACCUCAGGGCAGCAGAGGAGAUGGUCAAGUUCCAGCUUCGCCAUGGCAACGACCUGCUGGCCAUGGACGCCAUCCGUGGAUGUGAUGUGAAUCUGAAGGAGCAGGGGCAGCUGAGGUGCCAAGAUGAGUUCAUGGUGUGGUGUGGACGCAAAAAGUAUCUGCGACACGUUUUCCUGUUCGAAGACCUCAUCCUGUUCAGCAAGACCAAAAAGAUUGAGGGAGGAUAUGACAUCUACAUCUACAAACAGUCCUUCAAGACUGCAGAGAUCGGGAUGACAGAGAACGUUGGCGAGAGCGGCCUGCGCUUUGAGAUUUGGUUUCGUCGCAGGAAGUCUCAGGACACUUUCAUCCUGCAGGCAAACUCUAGCGAGACCAAAGCAGCCUGGACGGCCAUCAUCGGCAAAAUCCUGUGGAGACAGGCGCUGAGGAACCGAGAGUUGCGAAUGCAGGAGAUGGUUUCCAUGGGUAUCGGGAACAAACCGUUUAUGGACAUCAAGCCCAGUGAAGCGGCCAUCAGUGACCGAGCCGUCGACUACAUCAUGAAAGGGACAGAGUCUCGUUCACGCUCCUCCGUCCCUGUUUCCCCGUUGGACCACUCCAGCCCAUUUAAACGGCCCCACUCCACCAUCUCCAACAGCAGCUCUUCCUCCUCCAGCAGCCACUCCUCCUCCUCCUUCCUUAACCUGCACCCAUACACCUCCCCAUCACACACACUCACGCACACACACCCACACACGCUGCCCGGCUGGCCCUACGACUGCAUUGAGGAGGACGAGCUGGAGCAGGAUGUGAGCACCCAGCCGUCCAUGAUCACAGAGAGCUCAGAAUCGUCUUCUCAGAGUGUGUCCAGCGAUGGAGUGACCACUGUAACCUCGCUGACCGUCCCUCUUCACCCUCCUUUGCACAUGGACACCUACUCCAGCGGAGAGCCUUCGUCCUUUCUCUCCUCUUCCGCUCCCUCAUCGUCAUCGUCCUCCUCAUCUUCCGUUCUCUUUCACAAAGAGCAGGAGCUUCCAUCCGAGCCCAGCAACUUCAUCACUGCGAACAAGCCGUCUCAUGUAUCUAUAGGCCUCUCAACAUUGGUCUGAAUCAAAGGGUUUAGAUCACUGUGAAUCCUGUGACACCAUUUUCUGCAUGACUCAACACCGCUUGGAUUUUGGAUCCAAGGAGAAGCACUGGACCAGCGUGGACUGACCCAUGGUCAUAUCAAAGACUGAUUAUUGUACAUAUAUAUAAAACAUUUCAUGCUGUUUUUAGCAAAUGGACUGAAUUGCUAUGCAGUACGCUGACUGAACAGUGAGUGAAUGAAUCACUGUAUCACUGACGAACAUUUUCAAAAGUCAUUUUUUUACAUUCAGAAAAAUGCACAGCAGUUUGGACAAGCAGUCAGUUUACCUACUAAAGCUUUUUAUGUAAGCAUGAUUUGUCUGUACAGCAAAAAGUUCGAGCUUAAUGUUUAGGACUGGAACUACUAAUAAAAUCCUUUUUUUCCCA
Molecule: messenger RNA, 5696 nt
Organism: Pygocentrus nattereri (red-bellied piranha)
Lineage: Eukaryota; Metazoa; Chordata; Actinopteri; Characiformes; Serrasalmidae
Gene: plekhg4b
Exons: 26
Coding region: 176-5290 (1704 amino acids)
Molecular function (GO): guanyl-nucleotide exchange factor activity
Source: RefSeq, a predicted model, not a curated record